Molecule: messenger RNA, 5675 nt
Organism: Penaeus chinensis
Lineage: Eukaryota; Metazoa; Arthropoda; Malacostraca; Decapoda; Penaeidae
Product: protein draper-like
Exons: 22
Coding region: 697-4272 (1191 amino acids)
Molecular function (GO): scavenger receptor activity; protein binding
Source: RefSeq, a predicted model, not a curated record
GUUCCGUGGAGAUAGGGUGUAUGUGCGGCCGUCGUCGUGGCUGGACGCAACUGUGUUCCGCCAGUGGAUUAACCUCUCGAUGCGGUGAUGUGGUGAAUUGAUGAGUGGUGUUGUGUUCUCGGCGAAGGGAGUGAGCAGGUGGUGUUAUUUGUUACAACUCAACGGCGUUCUAAUUAACCGCAUAUCUUGUUAUUGAACGAUACAAGAGUAGAUGUGUGGAGUUGCCAUGUAACUUUGGGCAGCGGGGGUUGGAGAGACUGGCUUGGGGGUUUUCGAAACGGCAAAGAUAGUGCCUUAUUUUAUCAAACUGCCAAAAAGUAGUGUACGUACCAUAUAUUGUUUAUUUAUUUACUAACGAUAAGAAACAUUAAUUCCGUGACAUCCAUCAUUUAUCAAGAAAAAAGAAAAAGCUUCAGUAGGAAUGCUAUUUUGACAAGGCUUCGUUUAACACAAUGCAUCAAUUUAAACCUCUUGAUUCAAACUACAGCUGAGGACCUUUGCAACGGACUCGUUUUUGUGUGUAUGCGUCAAAUGUGUUGGAAAUUGAACCCAAGUGAGUGCAACUGAAAGGCAACAGUUAUAUAAAGAAAAAAAUAUAGAAAAAUACAUGUACAGCCCUUCCACCCACACUGCGUGUUGGUGAUGUCAUGAGCGGAGUCCACGUGCUACCGACGGCAUCGUAGCGGCGUGGGCGGCAUGUGGGCGGCGGGCGCGGUGUGGGCGGUGGCGCUGGGUGUGGUGGUGUUAACGCCCACCGUUGCUAGCCUCGGCGGGCCCAACGUGUGUACUAAACAGGAGACGUACACAAGUUUUGUGAAUGUGUCCUACACAAAAGCAUAUAGAGUACGAACUUACACGUACUGCUUCAGCAUUCCGCCCAAGUGUUCCAAGUACAAGAUUGCGUAUAAGACUUCUUUCAAAACACAGAGCCAAACCAAAACCCGGACUGUGGAUGUGUGUUGUUCGGGUUUCACAAGAGUGCCAGCAGAAGACCGGUGCAUACCAAUAUGCUCCCAAGACUGCAUACAUGGGGUUUGUGUGAAACCAGAUGAGUGCCGUUGUGAAGCAGGUUACUCAGGCCCAAGCUGUAAUAUAAGCAACUUGAUGGAGUUUGGUAUUGACGACACAGUGCAUAAUGCCCUGGUUCCGUGCUCUGGCCCGCAGUGCUAUGUUUCAUGUCCAGAAGGGAAAUGGGGUAUGGGAUGCAUCCAUGACUGUCCCUGUUUACACGAGGGGAAAUGUGACCCACUGUAUGGGAAUUGCUCAUGUCAUGCUGGCUGGAUUGGUCCUUAUUGUGAAGAAAAAUGCCAGGAUGGGUAUUAUGGAGCAGAUUGUAAAGAUCGCUGCCGCUGUCAGAAUGGAGGGACUUGUGACCAUGUCUCUGGGGCAUGCCAAUGCUCCCCUGGCUGGACAGGACCCCUUUGUGAGAAGUCUUGUCCAGAGGGCACACACGGCACUGCCUGCAGUAACAAAUGUGCCUGUCAAAAUGGUGGACACUGUGACCCUGUCAAUGGGAAAUGUCAGUGUCCUCCUGGUUGGACGGGAGAUGUGUGUGCCAACCCAUGUCCUCAGGGCACCUGGGGACGCAACUGCUCAGAGCUUUGUGAUUGUUACAAUUCUGCAACAUGUGACCACAUAACAGGUCGCUGCAAGUGCCCUUCAGGAUAUAUAGGAAAUAAGUGUCAAGAGGAAUGUCCUUUAGGGACGUAUGGGGUUAACUGCACAGAAUCUUGCAACUGUCGCAAUGGAGCCACUUGUUCCCAUAUCAGUGGAAGAUGUUUCUGCAAGGAUGGAUGGUUGGGCGCCGAUUGCUCAAUGCCAGCGUGUCCACCAGAUCAGUUUGGACCUGGAUGUUCACAAAUUUGUUCCUGUGAAAAACAUAACACUGAAAGAUGUCAUCCUUGGACGGGUGAGUGUGAGUGCAAAGCUGGCUGGGCAGGUGAGACUUGUAGUCGAGCCUGCCCCUUCUACAAGUAUGGAGAGAAGUGCCAAAAUAGUUGCAACUGCAAGAAUGGGGCUUUUUGUGACCCUGUAGAUGGCACUUGCAUCUGUGCACCAGGGUACAAUGGAAAAGAUUGCAGUGAACACUGUCCAAAACACAAGUAUGGUCAGAACUGUGAAUUGGAUUGCCGCUGUAAAAAUGCUCUUGGCUGCUCCCAUGAGAGUGGAAAGUGCAUUUGUAGUCCAGGUUGGGGUGGCCAGCAGUGUUCCCUAACAUGUCCACUAGGUUUGUAUGGUGGAAACUGCACUGAAGUGUGUGACUGCCAGAACAAUGGUUCUUGCGACCCAGUCACUGGAAAAUGCACCUGUGGUCCAGGCCAUUUCGGGGACAAGUGCCAAAAGACAUGCGAUCAGGGCUUCCAUGGUAUGGGCUGUAUUAAUCAUUGUGCGUGUGUUGGACCCAAUGUUGAAGGCUGUGACCCAGUCACUGGUAGAUGCAUCUGCAAGCCCAGUUUCCGUGGUGUGAGCUGUGAAUCUAGAUGUCCCCGUGGAAAUUAUGGUGAAUCUUGCACAAAGAGAUGUGACUGCAAGAACAAUGGGUCCUGCAAUUAUCAGAACGGAAAAUGCAUCUGCGAGCGAGGGUGGCAUGGUGCCAAUUGCAACACUCCUUGUAGGCCUGGCAAAUAUGGGGUUAACUGCAACCAGAACUGCCCAUCUUGUGUGCAUGGAAAUGGUACAUGUGAUGCACAGGAAGGGACUUGUGUUUGUGCAGCAGGAUGGCGGGGAGCAAGAUGUGAUCGGACUUGUCCUUCAGGAUACUGGGGAUUUGGCUGUAGUACGGAAUGCAGAUGUCGUAAUGGAGCAGAGUGUAACCCAGAAACAGGAGAGUGUCACUGUCUUCCCGGUUGGAGAGGUGCUGACUGCUCACAACCUUGCCCUCCUGGGACCUUUGGCUACAACUGCCUUCAAGCAUGUCAUUGUCGAAACCAUGCUUCUUGCAGAGGCAAUGAUGGGUUCUGUGAGUGCAAGCCAGGAUGGAUGGGACCAGGGUGUACACAGACUUGCCCAGAAGGUUAUUAUGGACGACAGUGCCUGAAUGUGUGCAACUGCAGCACUGAUAAUUUUAUUUGUCAUCCUGUUGAAGGCUGUAAAUGUCGUUAUGGAUUUGAAGGUGACAUGUGUGAUAUCCCAAUUACAAGUCCCAUCAAAACAAGUGAUGUUCCCUUCCUCCCAACGACGACAAGUGGAUCAAAUAAUGCUGGACUUAUUGUUGGCGUCGUGUCAGUCAUUCUCAUCACCAUUGUCAUUGCAAUCAUAAUAUACUACAGACGAAGAUUAAAAAGAUUAAAAAGAGAGCUUGCUGUUGUCCAGUAUACAGCUAAUCCAUCAACAACAGAACGCCCCAAGAUGAUCGAGAGCAAAGAGAGCACUAAGCUUCGUCCUUCUAAUAAGCUCUCACAGAAGUCCGAUCAACACCACUUUGACAAUCCGGUAUAUGCAUACCAGACUGUAAGCAAGUCGCAGCCAAACCUCCUAGAGAAUGGAAACUUAAACAACGGUGUCACCAUUAAGAAUAACCUCUCAAUAAAAGAUGAUAAGAAUAGAGAGUGGGAAAAAUUAGGCACUUUCACCUUUGACGAUGACAUUAGUAGUUUAGGUGCUGUAGGGGGUCAUUAUGAUGUGCCAUCGACCCUUCAGAGGCAAGCAGCGCGAGUGAAAGCAUUAGAAGCCGAUGCCACUAACCCAAACCUUAAUAUUUAUCAUUCUAUUGAAAGUUUAAAGGAUAACCGCCUUGUAGAACAUGUGUAUGAUGAAAUAAAACAGCGACCUCCUCCUCCGAAAGAUCCAGAUGGUGAAUAUGAUCACUUGACAUAUUCGCGUCCAGUGGGUGAAGUGAAGCCUCAUUACUACACCAUGGCCUCUCAGCUCCGGCGAUCUGCUGACCAACUCUCAGGCGAUGACACAAAGACUGCCAAUGGACCUACAAGUGGAACUUUCAAGAGUAGACGUUCAGCCCAGUCAUCUUCGUCAUCCAACGAACUAAACAUUUCCCGGCCAGAAGCAUCACUGGAUGACGAAUAUGCCCGCCUGUCAAGCCGUGCAGAUGGUGUACCCAAAGUCAGUAACCUUAAUGCAGAAGCAAGUGAUGAUGAGUAUGCAAGGCUCAAGGUUAACAAUCUUGAUGUUACUGUUGACUCGGGUAAGCGUGGUGCAUAUGCAAAAUUUGAUGAUGAAUUUAACGUCACAGCCAAUACAACACUAGAGGACUCGGACACCAGUCAUAACAGUGCUGCUGAAAUGGAGGUUCUGACACCUGAUGACAAUGUUUGAGAUAUCCAAGAUGUGCCAAGUGGUCCGCAUGCAUUCCGAGAAGUGUGAAAUACAUCCCUCUGAAAUUUGUAUGGAGAAAGCUUGAUGGUGUCAGCAAAGCACUUUCAUCUCUUCGUUGUUGUUUGUGAAUACAAAGAAAGACAGACUUCAAGGUCCUUUGGUGUAGUUGAGUGACACUUACUUAUUUUUUACUCCUGAUUAUAAACCUGUUAUUAUAUAACAAGUUAAGGAAAAGGGACACUUUUGUGCUGUUUUCCAUGUACAGAAACAUAAGUAAUUUUUAGUACACAUGUUCAUAAGUGAAACUUUAAAUACAUUGAAAAACAAAAGUAGUGGUCCAUCCAUAUAGACAAUUGGUUGUGUGUAGACAACUAUCUCUUCGGAAGUCUAUUCACCUUUUUUUUUUCUUUCUUUCUUUUCCUUUUUUUUUUUUUUUUUUUUCUUAACAUUGGCCUUUCAACUGAAGAAAACAGAAGAAAGUAAUAUCAAUUUUAAAGUGGUGAUAUAUCAAUUCCAGUGUAUCACAUAUUGUAUAUUACUUUUUAAACAUAUAUUUAAUAUUUUAUCAUAGUUUGUUGUUUGGAUGACUAUUUCUACAAUUCUAUUUUAACAAUUAUUUAUGUUAACUUGUGCUUUAUCAGUUUUGUUCCUUAGCAUGCAUAAAUUAUCAUAACUUCCUCUAUUUUUUUCAAAUUCAUUCAUUCUCAAAAUGUAUCAGGCUUUUAUUCAGUAUAGCAGAUUUUAUCCAUUGUUUCAAGUUAGUAAAUUUCCUCUUUUAAUGCAAGUUUUAUCUUUAUACUUAAAUUUAUAUGAAUUUUAAUUUCUAACUGCCAAAUACAAAGAGGGUGAGUUAUUCUUCUCCCACUACAUAAGUUUAACAUAACUUUGAUGAAAGUAUCAUAUUUAUAUUUUCUUUAUAUGUGCUGUGAAAUGGACUGGCAAGUAAUGUACACUUGACUGAAAGGUAAAUAGACAGAUAUAACUUAACUUAACCUGCUGUCAUCUGAUUUUUUUCCAUUAAUUUUUCAAUGUUGAGUAUGUAUGUGUGUUGCGCAUGUGUGCUGUUUCAUAUUGUUGUGCAAUGUUAAUCUCGUGUCAUGAAAUCAUGAAUGAUAUCAUUUUAUUGAAUAACAUAUGAUGGCAGUUUGUUAUCAGUUAUUGCAUUUUAACAGUUAUUCAUAUUAUUUAAACUCUAAGAAAAAUAAACUGCUUAGCUAAUGUUUUAGAGCAAGUUUUCAGUAUAGAAGUUUGGAAGAAAUCCAGUCUUGUGUGUUACAUAAAUGUUUGGAGCAUCACUAUCCAUAUAUUUUUUUGUAUGUGUGAAACCUACAAUCCAAGACAUGUUCUGAAAUGCAUGUAGUAAUGAGCUUUUUGGUAAUAUCUAUAUUAAAUUUUUAUAUUUA